Leptosia nina is the source of this 336-nucleotide messenger RNA. NCBI's taxonomy places the organism in Eukaryota, Metazoa, Arthropoda, Insecta, Lepidoptera, Pieridae. The record is from the annotation of a GenBank genome assembly.
AUGGCGUUAGGUGUACAGUUUUUCAAUAUUCGCCUGCACAAAGAUAGUCCGAAAGCAACAAGCCCGAGUGCGAAAAAUUACUGCAAACCUUGUUUGCUGGCUCGAUCUAAAGGAAACAGAAAUUAUGUCGCUUCUAGCAGCGUAACUCUAAUCGAUGAGCCCGCGGCCAGCGAUUUGGCCUCAUCGAGAGACGUUGUCGCUCCAUCAUCAGAGUCAUUUGAAUGCUUAAAACAAGAAGUAUUAUCCCUACGCACCAUUAUUAUCAACUUUAAAUCUGCAAUAUCGUCUCAACUUACCAGCGCAAUUGCUUCAUUCACUAGUAGAAGGGAAGUCUAG